GUGUCUACGUUUGUGAUUAAAAUAAUGGAGGAUAAACUGAUGAUGGACGAUGUUUCGAGCACCGUGAGAGAAAGGGUGUUUUUCGCAGCAAGAGAUGGGAUGUCUCUAACUCUGUACGCUUUAUUGUACGAGAAAAGUACAGACGAAAUCGACGAUAUACUAAAUACUGACGUAUGCUGCGACGGCGUGAAAUGCACCCCGCUCAUCGCAGCCGCGCGGCACGGUCGCGAGGGCGCCGUCAGGAUCCUGCUGGAGAAGUUCCGGCCUCCGGUCCGGCUGGAGACCGAGGGCACUGUCAAGUUCGACGAAUAUGUUAUAGAAGGAGCCACAGCUUUAUGGUGCGCAGCCGGCGCCGGGCACUUAGGCAUAGUGAAGCGACUAGUGCGCGCCGGUGCAAAUGUAAACCACGCGACCAAGACACUGAGCACGCCGCUUCGUGCUGCGUGCUUUGACGGACGCCUCGACAUCGUGAAAUACCUCGUGCGGCACGGCGCCGAUAUACACAAGGCGAACAAAUACAAUAAUACGUGCCUCAUGAUAGCAAGUUAUAAAGGCCAUCUGGAUGUGGUUCAGUUUCUCCUCGAGAGUGGCGCGCGGGUGGACGAGCGGGCGCUAUGUGGCGCGACGGCUCUCCACUUCGCGGCUGAGUGCGGUCACGCGGCGGUUGUAUGCGCGCUACUCGACCGCCAGGCUAGGAUACUUACCAACGAGAGCGGCAUGACCCCGCUACAGUGCGCCGCCGAGCGCGCCCGGGCGUCGGUGGUGGAGUUACUGGCGGCGCGGCCUGAAGUCUCGCGCGCGCAGGCCAUAGAAGCGCUCGAGCUGCUCGGCGCCUCUUUCGCCAACGACAAGGAGUACUACUGCCUCCGGAUGGCGUACCAAUAUUUGCACAGAGCGAUGGCGAUGCGUUACGACACACGAUACGGACUGCUAUUGAAGAAACCGGCCGAUCCUAUACCUGCUUACGAUAAUUGGAAAGAGAGCACUACACUUGAGGAAGUGGAGCGCCUGCACGGCAACGCGCACGGGCUGCACAUGGAGGGGCUGACGGUGCGCGAGCGCGUGCUGGGGCGCGGCUGCCCCGACCUGCCGCACCCCGUCGUGUUCCGCGGCGCCGUGUUCGCCGACGAGGCGCGCUUCGACCGCUGCCUCGCGCUGUGGCGCCACGCGCUGCUGCUGCGGCAGCACAACGCGGUCUCCGUGGUGAAAGAUUUGCUCAGAUUCGCUCAAGUGUUCUCUCAGAUGAUUCACAUAGGAAUAGAAUUACCGCUCACACACGUCUGUUAUGUAUUGGAAGCAUGUGCCGAGGAAUUACAAAGAGGAAAAACACUAUGGGAGAAGCCACUACCAAACCACGACCCAGAACCUUUAGUAGAGGAGUAUGAGAGCAACGUGCGGACAGCGCUGUAUCUAGUCGCUGUGGCUGCAAGACUGCUGGAAAACGAAGGGAAUUGUGAAGAAACCAAAUGUUCAAUCCGAAGAGCCGUGUUCAGGCUGCGACACGUGCGACUAAGGUCUGGUCAAACGCUACUGCACUUGGCAGCCGAUAGGCGGACGCCUGUAGACGACUUCCAUACCAGCGACGUGUGCCAAUUUCCUUGUAUGCGGUCUACCCGGCUACUGCUAGAGUGCGGCUUGGACGUGGACGCGUCCGACGACAUGCGGCGGACGGCGCUACACGUCGCGCUCAUAUCCUACCAGCUCAUACCAUGUAAGUUGCAGGGCCCAGCAGAGAGCGUGGUCCGAGCGGCGCUCCGCCCGCGUCUCUCGUGCUUAGCCGCCGGCGUGCUCGCCCGCCACGGCGCCACCUACGCGCCCGCGCACGUGCCACGUGACCUGCACGCCUUCCUCGCCAUGCACGGCGUGCGGAGCGUGCGCGAGCACUAGCUACGCGUGCGGGAACAAUGGCGGCGAGCCAUGCGCCGCGCGGUCAUUCCCAGCUGGAUGUGGGACGAGCUGGACGAGCUGGACUGAUGAUGAAGGAUACAAGACAUUAUGUGACGUAGGGAGGGGGGGCUGGGCCGACUAAUUCGUACAGACGACGGCACGUCAAUCUAAAAGUAAAUUAGUUGUAAUAGAAGCGACUUUGCAACAAAAAUGUGCAGCCUAGGGAUCGUUAACAGACGACAGCUCAUCAAGUCAAAUACUAAAGCCCGGUCCGUGAGCACAGAAUUUUGUCCAAUGACCCCUAGCUACACAUCCUUAUCGCUCGCGCGUAAUUAUAUUGCUGUCGCGACUGUGCGACUGGCACCCGCAGUGAGUGUGCGAGCGCGAUAGCAACAUAAUUACGCGCGAGCAAUAAGGAUGGGUAGCUUGGGGUCAUUGGACAAAAUUCUACGUGCUCACGGACCAGACUUUAGCAUCCUAAUUAGUUAUAAUAGGAGCGGUUAUACUAUCUAUGCGCCCGCGCACGUGCCAGAAUGUAUCUGAAAUGACGUCGACUGCACAAGAGAGGGCAAACUAAAGCUAAAGUAGUUGUAGUAGAAGCGAGUGCAACAAAAACGAGUCUACACUACUGAGCAACCAUGCAACAGAUGACAACACAUCAAAGUCGCCUCUUAGAUACUUGUAAUAGGAGUCAUUUUCCAUCUAUGCGCCCGCGCACGUGCCAAAAUGCGUCUGACAUGCCGUCGACUGCAGAAACGAAGGCAAACUAAAGCUAAUUUGCAACAAAAACGAGUCUGCACUACUGAGCAACCAUGCCACAGAUGACAGCACUUCAAAGUCACCUCUUAGGUACUAGUAAUAGGAGUCAUAUCGCCAUGCACGGCGUGCGGAGCGUGCGCGAGCACUAGCUACGCGUGCGGGAACAAUGGCGGCGAGCCAUGCGCCGCGCGGUCAUUCCCAGCUGGAUGUGGGACGAGCUGGACGAGCUGGACUGAUGAUAUAAGAAAGAAAACUCUUGGAGUGACGUAGGGAGAAGGGAACUGCAUGAACUGGACUGAUAGAGGAUGUGAAGUGACGUAGGGAGGGGGGGCUGGGCUGACUAAGUCGUACAGACGACAGCACGUCAAUCUAAAAGUAAAUUAGUUGUAAUAGAAGCGACUUUGCAACAAAAAUAAGACAUGCGGCGGCUGGUGAUUCCGAGAUGGAUGUGGGACGAGCUGGAGGAGCUGGACUGAUAGGAUGUGAAGUGAUGUAGGGAGGGGGGGCUGAGCCGACAAUUUGUGAUAGAAACGACUCUGCAACAAAAAUCAGUGUACAACAACUGAGGGACCGUAUAACAGAUAGCACAUCAAGGACACCCCUUAAGCGGUUGUAAUGGGAGCGAUUUUACCAUCUAUGCGCCCGCGCACGUGCCAGGUACAAAUACUUUAGCUUCAGUUCGUGCAGUAACAACAGACGACAGAAAAUCAAGCUCACCUCUUUGGUAGUUAUAAUAGAAGCGAUUUUUCUACCUACACGCCUGCGCAAGUGCCAAAAUGUGUCGGUGCAUCAAUGUCGCCUCUUAGGUACUUGUAAUAGGAGUCAUUUUCCAUCAAUGCGCCCGCGCACGUGCAAAUGUCUGACAUGCCGUCGACUGCAGAAGCAAAGAAGCACUGGCAUCUUAAUUAGAAUAGGAGUCAUUUUUCCAUCUACGCCAGCGCACGCCACGUGACCUGCACGCCUUCCUCGCCAUGCACGGCGUGCGGAGCGUGCGCGAGC
Ostrinia nubilalis (European corn borer) is the source of this 3645-nucleotide messenger RNA. RefSeq names its product protein fem-1 homolog B (gene Fem-1). The record is from RefSeq and is a predicted model, not a curated record. Gene Ontology annotation, molecular function: protein binding. The coding region runs from base 25 to 1887 and encodes 620 amino acids. Lineage: Eukaryota; Metazoa; Arthropoda; Insecta; Lepidoptera; Crambidae. The transcript is spliced from 14 exons.